AUCGACGCGAAAAGCCAAUUGGAUACAGCAGGAGCCUUGCCUUGUAACUGUCCGAAAAAUGUCUGAACUAGCGAUGCCCCUGCUUGUUGUGAACUUGGGUUGUGAAAUGGUGUACAUUUUAGAGCAACGACUCAAAGCGCAAAACAUUCCAGCGGAUAAGAGUUGCAAAGUCCUUAACGACGUGAUCAGAACCAUGUUCGACGCUGAGUACGUGGACAAGCUGUUCGCACCACAGGAUAUGUACUCAGUGUCAAAAACGCGGAAGAUUUUUGAUCGGCUGGCACAUUCAAGCAUCAUGCGGCUAAGCGAGUCCAGCAUGGACAAGCUGUACGACCUGAUGUUGAUGGGCUUCAAGUACCAGCUGCUGUGCGCCACCAAGCUGGAGCAGAUGCUGGAUGUGUCGCUGCUGCACCUGGUUACUGUUCGCUCCAUCGUGGAGGGGCUGCCGGACCGCAGCAGCCUGCCGCUGAUCGCCACGGUGGAGCGGCUGCUGGGGCGCACCUACCGCGGGCUGGGGCAGGGCGCGCUGCACCUGGUGCGGCAGACGCUGCUGCGCUUCUUCCAGGACAAGCGGGUCAAGGUGUCGCUGUUCCUGCAGGAGGGCAUCCAGUCUUCCAUGGGUCGCAUCAUCCUGCCCUCCCCCGCCAACACCUACGUGGGCACCGUCACCACCUACGACAUGGCGGGAGGGCUGGAGAGCCAGGAGAAGUUCAAGGUCAAGAGCAGCACGAUCGACCCACAGGAGUUCUUCGUGCACCCGGUGCCGCUGGGCUCCAACCUGUACAACAAGGAGCGGCCCAAGGUGGUGCCGCCGCCGCGCAAGGGGGACGCGCUAACGGCGCCCAUCAAAUCGGAGGACGACUACAAGACGAAUGCGGAUGACGAGGCGGACCGGCAGCGGUGCGGGCCGCAGUGGGGUCCGGGGGGUGCGGAGUUCGCGUACCUGUCCGCACUGCUGAACGUGAAGGCGCCGCCCGCGGACAACUUCAAACUGAACCUGUUUGGGGACGAGGGGGACGCGGCGGGAGGCCCCGCCCAGUCCAGCAACCUGGCCUUCAGCGGCGCGCAGGCGGACGCGCACCUGGCGGGAGUGAUGAGCGA
Messenger RNA from Astrephomene gubernaculifera, 1101 nucleotides. Lineage: Eukaryota; Viridiplantae; Chlorophyta; Chlorophyceae; Chlamydomonadales; Astrephomenaceae. The record is from the annotation of a GenBank genome assembly.